Molecule: messenger RNA, 741 nt
Organism: Blepharisma stoltei
Lineage: Eukaryota; Ciliophora; Heterotrichea; Heterotrichida; Blepharismidae
Source: the annotation of a GenBank genome assembly
AUGAUACGCAGAGCGUUUGCAACAACUCUUCAUGAUUUUAUUAAGUUUGAUCCCAAAAGGAAGCUACCUCAAUUAAAUCGCGAAGACUCUGAUAGGGCUAUCACAGAUGUAGCUGCAUUCUUUGACUAUAUUAUGGCCCAUGCUGGAAAUCAUAAGAGCGUGGCAAAUAGGAAAAUAAUUGGCCUUCCUAAUUUAAGAAAACUCGCUAUCUUGUAAUUUCUAGCCAGAGCAAAUAAGCCUGAAGACGCUAAAGUGCUGCAAUCUGCUUUUUGGACUUAUUGUGGGCACCACAGAUGGCCUGAUACCAAUACAAUUGAAAUGCUUUCUCAAGCCAUGAUAAAUAUUGAUGCACCAGCCGAUGCUUCAGAUGUAAGAUUAAUAUAGUUCUUUUUAUAUCAUCACAAAAUUCUCUUUUACCCAAGACUUCAAUCCACAAAUAAUUUUUUCGUAAGAAUAACAUAGAAAGCAUUGCAUGAUAAAAGUUUGUGGGAACCUCUCAGAAAUGCUUUUAAAGUUGUCGAAGUUUCAAACAUCACAUUGAAGAAUGAGUUAACCUACAUUAUGGGAAUAAAUGCUUGUGUGCAGCUAAAAGACUGGAAAUGGGCAUCAAGAUUUUAUGAAAGAGGAGCCAAAAAAAUAGAUUAUUCUGAAGGGUUUCUAGAAGUCAUUCAAGAACUGAGAAGCAAUCUCACUGAAGAAGAGCUGAAAAAAUUUAGCGUAGAUAAACAAGCUAAGCAAUAA